AUGCAGAAACACGCCCCAUCCCCGGCGUCGCAGCCAAGCAGGCUCACCCUCCUCGACUUGCCGGUUUGCGUCAUUCUAAUGAUCGUGGAUAAAGUCUUCGAGCAUUAUUUCGACGAUUACGAAGGCUACAUCACGAACAAAAGCGGAUAUGACAUGGUAGAAGAAAUCGACACAGGGCGAGGCGAUACCUACCGGGCGUUCGACCACUGGAAAGACUUAUCUCGAAUGGCAGCAUCUUGCAAGCCAUUCUACAACAUCAUUACUCCCAUUCUGUACCGACGAGAUGUCCAAUUCAACCAUUCAUCCGCAUUCCUGCUCUCGGCCAAGAAGGGAAAUCUUGACGGGAUUCUCAAGUCAAUCGACCUUGGACACGCCGAUCUCAACAUGGAAGACCAUACAGACUUUGUGGAGGACGAGGACAUUGACUGCCGUUCCUAUGGUGUUGAGGAUCGUUGGAGAGAGGGCGUCACUUCCACUCUCACCGCUCUGCAUCUGGCUGCAUACCAUGCGCAUCCUGCUGUCGUCGACUUCUUGCUGAACCAUGGCGCUGAUGUGCAAAAGAGGGCCGACAUAGGACCCAAAGCUCGACCUGAGCGAAUGUUUAUCCACCAGCAAGUUUACAUGUUCUCCCAUACAACUGAUGAGUAUGACAUCGUCUGCAAUGAAAACGAGACUUCACCUCCCUUCGGGGCAAUCGCCCUGUUCUUCGCUUUGAAAGCAGGCCAAUAUCCAUCAAUACCGCGUUGGAGGCGUCACGUUGUUCAGACUGAUACGAACGGUAUCCGUCUUUAG
Molecule: messenger RNA, 792 nt
Organism: Colletotrichum chrysophilum
Lineage: Eukaryota; Fungi; Ascomycota; Sordariomycetes; Glomerellales; Glomerellaceae
Exons: 1
Coding region: 1-792 (263 amino acids)
Molecular function (GO): protein binding
Source: RefSeq, a predicted model, not a curated record